This is a messenger RNA of Plenodomus lingam JN3, 1278 nucleotides long. RefSeq lists its product as uncharacterized. The record is from RefSeq and is a predicted model, not a curated record. NCBI's taxonomy places the organism in Eukaryota, Fungi, Ascomycota, Dothideomycetes, Pleosporales, Leptosphaeriaceae.
AUGGAUAAAGGCAAAGGCAAAUUAAGUGAAGAGCAGGUCGCCGACGCCGCCCUAGAGCUAGAUUGCUACGCCACGAACGCCAGCCAAUGGUUAAGGUUACUGUCAGCACUGCUGGACCAAGUGAGGCCUGUAAUGCAAGCUCACCUGUUAUACUUGAAAGAUAUCUUCGCGAUCACCAAAGUUAAAGAUGGAGAGAAGCAGAGGCGCGAGCGUAAUGCUUCGCCAUCAAGUUACUCAGCCGACGCACCUCUAUCGGACCAACUUGGACAGCCGUCAUCGGAACCCGGCCCAUAUCAGUCGUCGUCAUCGGACGACGGUCUAAUGGACUUGGAAAGUGGUCUCGAAAAGAUAGUUGUCAGCAAGCAAGGAGCGUACACUGCAGACUUCGAGGAGAUUGACUCAGCCGGAAUUCAGCAGCACUGGGAUCUAGCAGCAUUAAAGUACAUGGAUCUAUUAUGCCUUUAUCAAAAGGCCGUUAAUAGUCUAGGCAAAGGCUCUUGCGCUAAACGCAACAAAAGAACACAUGAUUUCUUGAAAACUGCCAGGUUCGAGUACGUACGUUGCUUUCAAGACCAGGCAGAUGGCAACAUGAUGUCGAUGAGGAAGACUAUAGAGACUCUUAAGUUGCCUGGGGGCAACGAGUAUGGGCCAGAUAACAUCGCAAAAAUCAAGGCUUUCAUCCAGGAACACGAGCUGACGAAGGAAGGAAAGCCUUUGAUAUCAGAUAAGAAAUGGGAGGACGAGAAAAGUUUCGACGGCAAUUUCCAUUGUGAGACUCUGAUGUUGUCCCUUCAGCUUCUUCACACGACACAAGCGGCCCGUGACGAAGUCGGCUCUGAUAAGAACAGCGAAGGUCCGUACCUCCGAUUACCAUCCAAAGAGAUCAUCGAUAGCUUUGCCAACCCCGCGAAAGUUCUUCCCGUAUCAAAGCGCUGCUGUCCGGCGUGCCACGCGCUUAUGAAGUACAUUAAUGAGAACGCGAACGAAAAUAUUCUGUAUCCUGGACACCAUGAGAACUGGUUCACGGCGGCAUUACCUCCUUGGAUUCCGCGAAAGGCCGGCAUGGCUGUUAUCAAGGCUGCUGAGAGUAAACUUGUGGAGAGGGUGAAUAAAUACCUGAUAUCUGGUUCAGCAGCUUCAGAUUCUAGCACAGGCACAUCACCCAUUACGUCUUACUGCUUAGAUCGCUUCGUCGGUAUUAAUCCUGGUGGCAUUCUAGAAACUGCGGACUUGUUGAAGAACCGGGGAGAACAAACAAAGCGCAGGAAGUUGGAAUAG